GCUGCGUCAACAGUUUCAGAUGCAGUCUCCAUGGCAACAGGAUGACGCCGUUAGCUAGGGGAAACGGAACUGACGUAUUGUGCGUUUCCAGAAGUUUUUGAAUCGUUUUUAGCGGCGAAAUCAGUGCCUUUGUAAAUAUGAGCACACAGGAAGAGUCCUGGGAGAGACUUGACACCGACUUUGAGCAUUUUCUGUUGGACAUUAAACCGUAUGUCCUCAAGCAUCCCAACAAGACAGAGCGUCAGCAGUGUGCCAUAUGGAUCAAGAAGUUAUGUGACCCAGCCACGUGCCCCUCAGGACUGACAGGAAGGAAAAACCGCAACAUUUAUGCUCGUCUGCUUCUUCACAUGCUCAGAAAAGGAGUCCUUGAAACUCCUUUCACCAACAGACCGGAGCCUGGCAGCCUCAAGAUCCUGCCAACCUAUAUAUCUAUUUACUUCGAGGAACCUCCAAGCCGUCGGCCUGUGGACCAGGGAGCCGCUCGUCUGCCUGAGUGGGUGACAGGAGAGCUGGGUGGAUUUACUGACGAGGCUCUGAGUCUGAGUCUGCUGAAGGAUAGAGUCAGUUCUACACCUGUUACAGCCCAUCACAGCAGAAGGCGGUACGGGGAGAAGUCGCCAUCACUACCCACGUCCUCCAGUCCCAUCAAGCAGUCGUCCAGACACGAAGACAGAAGGGUGGAGGGGGAGUUGAAGGCGGAUUUGUCUCAUGAUGACACCGACCUCGAGGCUCGUCUUAACAGCUGGAACCUGGGGAUUGAAAACCCCAGGUAUUUGCGAGAGAAGCCCAUUCCCCUGUCUCCGAUUUUCAAGUCAAGCCGUGGAAGGAACAGCACCUUUGACGAGGACCACGGUCUACAGCUGGUGGAGUUGCAGAGUAAAGAGAUCGAGAUGAAGGUCAGAGUGCUGGAGUCCAAGCACCAGGAGGAGAAACUGAAGAUGCAGCAGAGACACGAUGCAGAUGUUGAAAAAAUUCUUGAACGAAAGAAUGGUGAGAUUGAGGAGCUGAAGAACUCGUACCGGGCCAAGCUGAAAGACUCGGAGGAGAUGAUUCGUAAGCUGGAGAGGAAAGUUCAGGGUGUGUUGCGUGAAUCUCAGGUCAUCUGUGAGAGCAAAGACAAACAGAUCGCCGAGCUGAAGAACAUGGUGGAUCACAACACAGACUCCCUGCAAAACGAGUGGGAGAAGAAGCUGCACGCUGCCGUGACGGAGAUGGAGCAGGAGAAGUUUGAAUUACAGAAGAAACACACCAGCAACAUCCAGGAGCUGCUGGACGACACCAACCACCGGCUGGCGAAGAUGGAGGCAGAGUAUAAUCAUCGGUCACAGGCCGCUGAGCAGACUGUGCGUGAGCUGGAGCUGCGAGUGAAACAUCAGUCGGUGGAGGUGGAAAAGGGCAGCGCUCUGCGUCAGAAGGUGUCACAGGAGAAGGCCCAGCUGGAGCUCCAGAUCGCAUCCCUCAGUGCCGAACUUCAGGAGGCCAAGAGACGAGUCACGAUGUUGCAGAAGGAGAAGGAGCAGCAGAAGGAGCAGCAUGAAGAGGCAGUGCAGCAGCUCCAGGCCAAACAUGAGACUGAUAUGAGCCACUUGUAUCACGAGCACGCUCUCUCCGCUGCUAAGGCGUCUGAGGUGCUUGGAGACUUUGAGAAAACCGUCUCUCUGCUCAAACAGCAGCUGCUGGACAGCGAACAUCGGAGACAUCAACUAGUCAGGGAUCAUGAGAUAAAAUUUCAGCAACAAAAAGACGAAAUGCAGAUAAGCUGUGAGAAAAAGGUUUUUACCAUCCACAGUGAAGCAGAGAAGGAGAUAUCUGAGGCUAAGAAGAAGACAGAGAAGCUAGAGGAGGCGCUCAGGGAGAUGGAGAGCCAGUUGGACAGAGCCAGGGAGAGCCACGGGCUGCAGAUCCAGCAGGCAGAUAUGGCACUGGAGCAGUUCAAGAAUCAGAUGGAGAAAGUGGAGAAAGACGUGAUUUGCUCCAGGUCUCUCAGAGAGAACCAAGCAAAAGAGUUCUCGGAGCAACUUGAUGCACUCCGACACAAAUACGAACAGCAGAUGGCUGAGCAGAGCGCGCAGAAUGAGCAAGAGAGGACGCGGCUACAGCAGCAGCACAGCAUGGAGAAGGACCGCCUGGUCCAGGAUCAGCAGCGGGAGGUGAGCAGCCUGCAGAGGGAGGCCAGGGCCGCCUUACAGCAGCACCAGCAGCACACCCAGGAGUGGAAGAAGCGCGAUGCCCAGACCAUUUCUGCUUUGGAAGCUCAGUUGUCAAAUCUACGUGAUGAACUUCAAGCAGCCCACACCCAGCACAGGCAGCAUCUGGCAGAGCUGGCAGCCAUUGGGGACAAGGAGAAGCAGAGGGCUUUCCUGGACAAGGAGGCAGCACUGAACCGACUCCGCUCCGAUAUGGAGCGCAUCCGUAGCGACCUCGAGAGAAGCCACCGACAGGAGAGGGAUGCGACCGAGGAAAAGACCAACAGCAGAUUGAAGCAGAUGGAGAAGGAGUGCAGUGUGAAACUCAGCAAGUCAGCCCAGCUCAUCGCAGAGCUGCAAACGUCGGUGUGCGACUCCAAGAUGGAGGCCGUUCGUCUCCAGCAGGCGAUGGAUCGGCAGCUGGCGGAGGCCAACGCUCGAUGGGACGAGGAGAGGAAGACGAUGACUCACCACGCUGAUCAGACCACCAAGGCUCUGCAGAAAAAGGUGGAAACUCUUCAGAGGCAGCUGCACAGCUCAGAAAAGAAACUCCUCAGCAAAGAGCUGGAGACAGAGGAGAAGGUGACGUCGGUGCGUCAGGAGUACCAGGAAAAGAUCAAGGGUUUGAUGCCGGCUGAGCUCAGACAGGAACUGGAAGACACCAUCACGUCUCUCAAAGCUCAGGUGAGAAGUGCUGGGAUUGGGGUCAGUAAGACAGUCAGAGGUGAGGUUUCUGCUCUGGUGGUGAUUUAGCAGCUAAUGUGAUCAUUUACAUCUCGUAUAAUUCUCAGUCCAGAAACUGCAGCUUCCAUCGAGGCUCCAUUUAGCAGCGAAAACAUCUUUUGCAUAACCACGUUCUUACAGCGCGGCUGUUCCUGUGAGCCGCGUUUCCCUCUGGGUUUAUACUGAAAACAAAAGUGGGUUUCGGUGUAACGAUAACAUCUAAUAGUUCAAGGUUAUAUAAAGUGGGUUCAUCAUAAACCCCUGCCUUGUACAAAUAGCUCCACUAAGAUCCCGUUUCAGUGCCCAGACCACAGCGCUCUGAUCAAAUAUGUUUAUAAGAUGUAAUUCCUGACCAGAGUGGUCUCCGCUCUCGUUGACACGGUCUUGGUUUGUGCACAUUAAAGUGCAUUAUUUUCACUUGUGGGGGAGGAAGGUGGGAGAAAUCCGUUUGUCUCUGGAGGCUCCAACCACAUUUCGGUGGGGUUCUGCAUAUACUUCCCCACUGCGCGGUGCCAAAUGAAACGCUAGACCUUUCCUGACGUCUCCCCCACAGAAAGGAAUGCAGUCCAGGUUCCAAGAUGAUGGUCCCAGAACAAUAUGGAUUCUUUCACAGCUGUGAUUAUUCUGCCAGGCUGUCAGUGCUGCGUAAAUGAAGAUGGUGUUUAUUAUUACUUUGAACAAGGACACUUCAUAAAUAAAACUCUUGGUACUUGGUAACAAAAAAAACCUCCUCCUUACACGGCUUUCAAUUUCCCCCCAUUUUAUGUGUUCUAACCCUUCUGCCCUGAUCUCCUGACCCCUGACCC
Molecule: messenger RNA, 3715 nt
Organism: Cynoglossus semilaevis (tongue sole)
Lineage: Eukaryota; Metazoa; Chordata; Actinopteri; Pleuronectiformes; Cynoglossidae
Gene: cep112
Product: centrosomal protein 112
Exons: 25
Coding region: 138-2939 (933 amino acids)
Source: RefSeq, a predicted model, not a curated record